AUGGACAGCCAAACUUCUCCUCAGGCCUUUCUGUCCAGCUAUGCGCCGCGACUGCGCGCCUACAACAACUCGGUCCUUACACCCGUCACCUCCACCGUGGCCGGCCCUCAGUCGCGGACGACAAAACGUGGCACAAUACUCAUCAACUACGCUGAAGAUGGUUACAACGAUUACGACGAUGACGAUGACGAUGACAGGAGGCGUCCGACUGGUUUGCGAAGCUUGCGGCGCGAGGACAGCAGUACAAAUGCCACCGCAGCCGGUAAAGUUGGCAAGGAGGCCAGGGCGCCAGUGAACGUCCAGGGCAUCUGGAGGGAAUGGAUGCUCAAGGCCAAACAGCGUUCUGAUCUCAAUAACCAAUCCCAGGCCCAGAUGCCCCUUACCCUCAUCCCCAUUCGCAUCGAUGUCGACAUUCCCGCCUUCAUGCCCGCCGCUCCAUUCCCUCUGCCCAGGGGAAUCACCCAGGUCACGCCUCAGAUGGAUGCAUCACUAUACAGGUCAGGCGAGAUGGUAAUCCCGUACAAGUUGAGGGACAUAUUCUUGUGGAAUCUGCAUGAGACUGUCAUCACUACCGAUCAGUUUGCGACAACCUUGGUUCAGGACCUCGAUCUCCCCAACCAGGUCGCUAUUGCCAACGAGAUCAGCAAACAAAUACGUACCCAGCUCGAGGAGUAUGCAGGUGUGGCUUUGCAUCCUCUAUUCCACUCAGAAGCGGCGUCUACUGCUCCUACGGGCAAUCCCACGGCCGUAUCCGCCGCCCUCCAAGCAGUUGCCCGCGACAGUCCUGCUAUUCCUGCAACGCCACUUCAGAUUCCCGGUGGUAAUAUCGGCGGAUCCGACACACCGAUUACGAAUGGAGCUGAAACGCCAGCCAAGGCACCGACGUCUCAUGCGCCGCAGGUGAAGGCCGUAGCCACCCCUAUAACGGCCGACGACACCGACGACUUCAGUCCAGACGAUACGUAUCGGUGUCUCGUUACCCUGAACCUCAACCUCGGCUCAAACUUGUAUACUGACAAGUUCGAGUGGUCUCUGCUGCACCCGCCUGGAACCGCCGAAGCCUUUGCCAAGGUUACAUGCAUGGAUCUUGGCCUUGCUGGAGAGUGGGUGCCCGCCUUGACGCACGCCAUCUACGAAGCGGUUCUGCGAUUAAAGAAAGAGGCUUGUGAGGCAGGUGGGCUCGUUACAGGUUGGGGUGCCACAGGGUCCGAGUUUCCCAACGACGCAGCCCAUGGUCAGGAGGCCGGGUGGCGGUAUGACCCUGAGCAUCUUGCAGAUGAGUGGGAGCCCAAGAUUGAGAUUCUCUCCAAAGAUGAAAUCGAAAAGCGUGAGGGUGAUCGUGAACGGCAGAUACGCCGCCUUCGUCGUGAGACUGCCCGUUUCAGUAGCGUUGCUGGUAUGAUUGGUGGUACACCGAUGGGUGCCAUCUUUGGUGCGCAAGAGGAGGAGGAGCGCAUGGGACGAGGUGAAAGAUCAAAGAAGAAGCGGAGGUUCAGGAGUCUGAGCCCGCUUGCCAGAGGCGGAACCCCAGGCGGAUGGGGAACGCCUGAUGUCGGCUAUGGUGGUGGAGGCGCUGGCUCGCUAGCAGAUCAAGAGAGGUUGCACUGGCGUUGCACACAUUGCUGCAUCUGGGGCACAAGCGUAUGGGCAGUUCGUGAUGGCCCGAGCGGACCUAGAUCACUCUGUGCCAACUGUGGUCUUCUUUACGAAAAGAACAAGAAGCUGCCACGGUGGACUCAUAAGUUGCACUUUAUGGAUCAUCGACCGUUGUAA
Truncatella angustata is the source of this 1773-nucleotide messenger RNA. RefSeq lists its product as uncharacterized. Gene Ontology annotation, cellular component: RSC-type complex; nuclear chromosome; nucleus. The transcript is spliced from 2 exons. The record is from RefSeq and is a predicted model, not a curated record. Gene Ontology annotation, molecular function: transcription coregulator activity. The coding region runs from base 1 to 1773 and encodes 590 amino acids. NCBI's taxonomy places the organism in Eukaryota, Fungi, Ascomycota, Sordariomycetes, Amphisphaeriales, Sporocadaceae. Gene Ontology annotation, biological process: chromatin remodeling; regulation of transcription by RNA polymerase II.